Molecule: messenger RNA, 2910 nt
Organism: Naegleria fowleri
Lineage: Eukaryota; Heterolobosea; Eutetramitea; Acrasida; Naegleriidae
Exons: 6
Coding region: 1-2910 (969 amino acids)
Molecular function (GO): GTP binding; GTPase activity
Source: RefSeq, a predicted model, not a curated record
AUGGAAUCUUCAAGUGUUGUUGGCUCUCCUUCCAUGAAUCAUCAUCAUUCAUCCAUGAUGAGCAUCUCCACCACCUCAACGACCACCUCUUUUCAAGAAAAACCACAACAACUUCCUUUGAUUUCUCAUGUCGAUGGGAAAUUUCAAGUUGAUAAAAAAUCCGUUGAAAUCAUUUCAAAAAUUAAAGAACCCAUUGCAGUGCUUUCCAUCGCUGGGGUAUAUCGAUCGGGAAAGAGCUUUUUAUUGAACCAGAUUUUGGAUCGAAAUGAUGGCUUUUCUAUUAGUCCGACGGUAAUGCCGUGUACUAAAGGAUUAUGGGUUUGGAGUGUACCUCUAAAAGUGUCCAAUAAGAAUCAUUCCGAUUUUAGAUUAUUAAUCAUCGACUCUGAAGGUAUUGGCUCUUUUUGUGCAAAUGAAACCUAUGACACUCAGAUAUUUGCUCUCUCUCUCCUAUUGAGCUCUUUCUUUAUCUAUAAUAGCGUUGGAAGCAUUGAUGACAAUGCAAUAACUAGACUAGGUCUCGUGACAGAAUUAUCCAAGUAUAUAAGAUCAAAGCUUAGAAGUGAUGUGAACUCAUUGUUCCCUUCGUUUCUAUGGGUAGUUAGAGAUUUUACUUUGGAUUUAAAUGUCGAAGGACGAAGAAUUUCCUCCAAAGAAUAUUUAGAGAAUGCCUUAGCCGUCGAAGAUCGUAUAGUAUCUGAGACUGAAAGAGCAAAACAACAAAUCAAAACCUCCCUCAAACAUUAUUUCACAGAUAGAGAUUGUUUUACUUUAUUGCGACCGAUUCAUGACGAAAGAAAAUUACAAAACGCAUCCAAAGUGGAUGUUAAUGAUAUUCGAUUCGAAUUUAGACAACAAAUUGAAAUUUUGAAAGAAAAAAUAUUUUCAAACAUUAAGCCAAAAGAAUUUUCUGGGAAAAUGCUAAAUGGAAGAAUGUUCAUAAGUCUUUGCGAAAAUUAUUGCAAUGCAAUGAAUGAAGGAUCUAUUGUGAUUGAUUCCUGUUGGAACAAUGUCGUUAAACACGAAUGUGACACUUUACAAGCAGAAGCUCUUCGAAUUUACAAAAGCAAAAUGCAAAAACUUGUCAAACAAUGCGUUGAUCAGAACGAACUAGAAAAUGCUCAUUUUGAAUACGAACAAGAAGCAAUGAAUCAUUUUGUGGAGAACUCUAAAACAGUGAUGGGAGAUGUUCAUGUUCAUUUAACCGCUUUGCAAGAGUCCAUUGCUUCGAUAUUUAAACUUGUGAGAGAAGAAUCCAAAAGUUUGAAUUUUGAAAUGAAUUCACAAGUGGUGGUCUCCACAUUUUCUGAAAUAAUAUCAAAUAUUGACACAUUUAGGUCUAUUGAUGAUGUCAAUUAUUCUUUGAGAAAUGCCAUUGAGAAUUUCAGUGAACGAUCUAAAGGUGAUAAAAAUCAUGUACUUGUAGAAUUCUUCAUGCGAUGGAUGUUUGAAACACUUCCUUACUAUCACAACAAAACUCUUAACACUCUCAUAGAAGAAAAAAAUUCUGAAGUGUCUCAAUUAAGAGUAGAAUGUGAUGAGAGACUCGAAUCUAUUCAACAACAACUCAACAAUGAAAUUUCAAAUCUAAUGGAUGCAAAAAACAAACUUCGAGAACAACUUCUCAACUUGAACAAUGUCGCCAAGCGCCUGAAAAAAGAAAUAUCCAUUAAAGAUGGAACCAUUCAAGAACAAGGAGAAGAGAUUAAAAACUCAAGAUUGGAGCAAGGUCGACUUUCUCAAGAAAUACAACAACUUGAACGACAAGUCGAGAUUUUGAGGUCAGAGUCAAAGGAAAUGAAAGUGAAAUAUGAAGAUCAAAUUCAUGCUGAGAGAAUGGAAAAUGAUGCUUUAAAAGAGGAAAAUAUUAAUCUUCAAAAUACUCUCAAAUUGUUACAAGAAAAUAAGCAAGAUUUACAACAUAGUAUUUAUGAGUUACAAGAAGUAAUAUCUAAACUCAAAGAUAGUUAUCAAAAGGCUCGUCAACAAAACUUAAAUGCUGAAGAAACUUUGAAACAAACUUCCGAACUGCUUUCGAGUACUUUGGAUCAUAAAAAGUUUUUAGAAGAAGCCAAUCGAAAAUAUCAAGAUGAUAUUACUCGGCUGAAUAAUGAAUUAGAAUCACAGAGAGAGAUUAUACGAAGGCAGGAAAGAGAAAUUAGUAACAAGAAUGCCAAACUCAAGUCCAGUGAAAGAUUAAUGGCUUUUGAAAAGGAAAAAGCAGCUGAAAGUGAAGAUCGAUUGAGACAAACAUUGAAAAACAGUGCUCAACUCAGCUCCAUUGGACGAGUGAAAGAAUUGGAAGAACAAGUGGAACAGCUCAAUAUCACAAAUAGAAGAAUUUUAGAUAUUAACAAAGCGGUCAUGGAAGAAAACAAACAAAUUAAGGAAAAAUUGAGAGAAAAAAAGCUACAAGAAUCUAACCUUGUUAUUGGUGAAGAUGCAACAAAUAGUGGCACGCCAGAAAGAACGAGCCUCGAGAAGAAACAAAGCAUGUCAACAGCUAAAACUCCCGAUAUACAAUCGUUGAAUGCCUUUGACACUCCAAAGUCCAUUACAGAUGUUAGUCCUAUUACCCCUGGCUUCUCAAGUUCCACGGCAGAGAGUGAAGACAGUGUAAAUAUGAGCUCCAAUAGCAAUAACAGUGAGGAACAGCAAGUUGAGGAAAGAGAAGAGACACCUCACCCACAGCAUCAACAAUCCAGUUCAUCUUCUAAAAAAACACUGAGGAGAAGGAAUAGUCCUGUCAAGCAAACAAGGACACCAACCCCUUCUUCUGGCGAUUUAAUUUCUUCAGUUCGACCAAGUAUGAAGACAAACCCUUCUCCACUGCCAUUAACAUCCUCACGCCGACGAUCGUUGAGUGACAGUUUGCAAAAAGAACACGCGACGCUUAACAGCUUAAAUUAA